AUGGCAUCACGUACCUUCGAGAAGAAUCAUCCAAGUCCUAAAGCAGGAUAUUUGAGAUAUGAUAAACCUCGACUACUUAUUGAUAUGCUAGAUGAAAGGGCGCGUGUAUACCCUGAUGCGUUGUUCGGAGAAUAUCCUAUUUCCUUGAUCAAUUACCCACAGGGUUAUCGCAAAAUAACCUAUGCACAAUUAGCAAACGCGGUUAAUGGAGCUGCUAAAUGGCUUACCGAGGAACUUCUCCUCACUUCGGCCCUCCUCACCGCCUCAGCAGCCACUCAUCUCUUCACUGCCAUGUCUUGCAAAGUGCUCUUGACCACCUCUCCCCAACCUCCAACUGUAGCUCCCGUUGUGAAGCUUCACGAUUAUCUACGUGUUCUCACAAUUCCUUCUAUUGAGAAGCUGCUCAAUACCACUUACGAAUAUUUUCCCUACGGAAAAACAUUUGAAGAGGCUAAAGCGGAACCAUUAGUUGCGCUUCAUACAUCUGGGACUACUGGACUUCCAAAACCAGUAAUCUAUACUCAUGAUUAUGCGGCUACUUAUGUACGAGCGUUGCAAUUAGAGCCUCCAGAGGGAUUUGAGUCUUUUGAUAGAAAGAGUGAGGGCGGGAGGGUGUUUUCGCUUACUGCCCCUUUUCAUACUUCAGCUAUCUGCAUUGUGAUUGCAGCAAUAGCCAAUCAGACAACCUAUAUUUUCCCACCCGCGGCCACAAUUCCCACUGCGGCUCUUGCAGUGGAAGGACUCAAGCACACGAACGAUGUCAUGGAGCUACUCGAUUUCUUCACAAGUCACGUCGGAUUAAUAUGUUAUGGGGGUGGAGAUGUCGCAAAAGCAUUGGGAGAUAUGGUUUCUGCCAAGCUGGAUCUCUAUACAUCCCACGGAUCCACGGAAUCCGUAAGCUACCCCCUGAUUCGGGAAAUCGGAGACCGGGAACCGAACGAUUGGAGGAGAAAUCUGUACGAAGCGUAUAUUGUGCAUAAUCCAAAGCCCGAGGAGGAACAACCGGUUUUCAAACUCUUUCCUACGCUUCAGGAAUUCAGAACAAAGGAUCUGUAUUCUCCUCAUCCCAGUAAACUAGAUCUAUGGAUCUAUAAAAUGAGACCAGAUGAUAUGAUUCCUCUUUCCAAUGGUCAAAUCGCAAAUCCAUCAAUCAUGGAACAUGCUGUCCUUGACUGUACAGGUAUCAAAGAAGCCAUUGUGCUCCCUGUCCAGAAGAUCGGCUUGGAGAAUUACAUCACGUAUAUUGCUCUCCUUAUCGAACCUACUUCUGAAGGUUUGUCUAAUGAGCAGAAGGAUGACUUGAUGAGAGAAAUUUGGCCGAUUGUUGAAAAGACAAAUUCGCACUACAAAACGAAUGUCUUUGUUGAAAAGAAGCGCAUCUUAUUUGUGGAUCCACGAAAGCCAUUGGCUAGGACGGCAAAGGGGACUAUUAGUAGAAAGAGAGUUUUGGAGGAUUACAAGGAGGAGAUCGAUAAACUUACGUAG
Botrytis byssoidea is the source of this 1485-nucleotide messenger RNA. RefSeq lists its product as uncharacterized. The transcript has 6 exons. Lineage: Eukaryota; Fungi; Ascomycota; Leotiomycetes; Helotiales; Sclerotiniaceae. The coding region runs from base 1 to 1485 and encodes 494 amino acids. The record is from RefSeq and is a predicted model, not a curated record.